Molecule: messenger RNA, 821 nt
Organism: Bufo bufo (common toad)
Lineage: Eukaryota; Metazoa; Chordata; Amphibia; Anura; Bufonidae
Gene: PTPMT1
Product: protein tyrosine phosphatase mitochondrial 1
Exons: 4
Coding region: 70-633 (187 amino acids)
Biological process (GO): protein dephosphorylation
Molecular function (GO): phosphatidylglycerophosphatase activity; phosphatidylinositol-4,5-bisphosphate 5-phosphatase activity; protein tyrosine/serine/threonine phosphatase activity
Source: RefSeq, a predicted model, not a curated record
AGUGCCAGUGACAAAGGCGGUUGGUGCAGCUUUCACGGGUCAUAGUGGUUAAUAUGCUCUGUCAGAAUCAUGUCUUUACAGUCGGCGGCGACGCGCGUUUUAUUUUAUCCGACCCUGCUGUAUAACGUUAUCAUGGAGAAAAUAUCCAGCCGGAAGUGGUAUGACAGGAUCGACGAGACGGUUAUCCUUGGAGCGUUGCCCUUCCGUGGAAUGACUGACACGUUAAUUAAAGAAGAGAACGUAAGCGGAGUCAUCACCAUGAAUGAAGAGUAUGAGACAAGGCUGCUGUGUCACUCUUCUCAGGACUGGACUGCUUUGGGCGUGGAGCAGCUGAGACUUGGCACUGUUGACUUCACUGGGGUGCCAACCCUUGAGCACUUACAAAACGGUAUUGAGUUUGUUCACAAGCAUAGGAAAAUGGGCAACAGUGUUUACAUCCACUGUAAGGCUGGUCGCUCCCGGAGUGCCACAAUGGUAGCUGCCUACUUAAUAGAGAGACAAAAGUGGGACCCUGAUGCUGCCAAGGCUUUCAUAGCAAAAAUCCGUCCACAUAUCCUGAUCCACAGUAAACAGCACCGAAUGCUGGAGGAUCUCUAUCGCUUAGUGACUAGCAGUUCGAUGAAUGGAGGGUGAUAUAAAGUGGAAUUCGAUAGGUCUGGUUCCUCUCGCACCUUCAAGGCUGAAUGGCUCAGUCCUCAGGAUGUUCUGCUGCUGCUGUUUUAUCUCCACCUGCUUGAUGAACGUCCCGUGUGUUCAGCCCGGUGUGCCGUCUUCUCUCGAUUUUAGGCUCUUUUCUAAAUAAAAGAGAAUCUGGGUCCAUG